CGACGGCGGAUCUGAAUCUGGACCACAGCGCGGGGUCGUAUUGGCCUGCGUGGUGGAUGGCGGGACGGCAUGUGCGGUUUACGCGCGCGGUACGAGAGCGGGCUCAGGCGCAGCUGCGUCGAGCGUUUGCGCUGUCGCCGGGGGAUGCUGUCCCAAGCUUCAUCUCUGUUCACGUUCGGCGAGGCGACUUCGUCGAGGUAUGUGGUGAUGUGCCCAUGAGCGAGUGCUUUGCCCCUCUAUCGGCCUACGUCAGGCGCGUGCAAGAGGUGCAGGAGGAACUAGAACAACGAGAGGGCGUGGCCGUCCGGCGCAUCAUCGUGUCAUCCAAUGAGCACGACCCAGCGUUCUGGUCCGAAGUCGACCGCCUCGGAUGGGCGCAUAUCGACUACGGCACGGGGGACACCAACGGCGGAUGGUGGGGGAUCAUUCUCGAUACCUGCAUACAGUCCAUGAGCGACGGAUUCGUUGGAACCUGGGGCUCUACCGUGAGCGAGCUUAGCCAGCGAAGAGUGCAGAGUUGGAACAAUGGACCGACGAGGAUGGUGCGAUGGGGACGACUGGGUGCAGACGACCACUGACAUGGGUAUACUAUGUGACGAUUACUGACUACGAGGGGUUGG
Messenger RNA from Schizophyllum commune H4-8, 620 nucleotides. RefSeq lists its product as uncharacterized. NCBI's taxonomy places the organism in Eukaryota, Fungi, Basidiomycota, Agaricomycetes, Agaricales, Schizophyllaceae. The transcript is spliced from 3 exons. The record is from RefSeq and is a predicted model, not a curated record. Bases 216 to 578 code for a protein of 120 amino acids.